CUAUUUUCGUUUAUUGCUGUGACGGUGUUGGCCUAGCCUGGAACAACUUAUUGGUGGUACGGAGUUUGUUUUGUAUUUUCGCAACUCUUAGCGCAUUUUCAUAUGAUAUUUUAUCGCCAAGAAACUAUUUUCAGUACUAUCUCUUGUUUUAGACAAAUUUCCGAAGUAACAUUUAGAUUGUUUUCGCAAUCGAGGGCUUUUUUGUAGACACUCAACCAAGAGGAGGGCAGGCUACCCGCUGUAGCUUCGCGGCUACAGACAGGGCUAGCCAAGCUGGCUGUUGACUUUUACUUACGGUAGGCUUCGGGCCUAGAAUAGUGAAGAUUGUCGAGUGACACUGAAACUCGAUGAUGUCACUUCGUAGCGUCUUUUUGAGAAGCAGGCACCUGCUGGGCCAGUUGGUUAAACACAAGAGAGCCCAAAAUGAUAGGAAACAUAAGUUUGCAUCUGGUCGUCACUGCCACCAGAUUCGAGAAGAUUGUAUAAAGCCAAGAGUAAUUCGACGGUAUGCCAAUCCCUUCCAAAGAUAUGGGCUCUUCAGAGCUCUUCCAGAAGCAAAUUUUAAAGGUUUUGCCUCUUUGUUGCGACGCAGUGCGACCAUGCGUCUGAUGGCUUCCCGUGAUCAGGUUCUAGGAAGGGGUUCACUCUUUGCGUUUGUUGGCAUCUCAAUGGUUGGAGCAGGAGGAGUAGGCCUAGAUUAUGAAUUCAAGAGUGGAAUGAAGGAGGAGAAUGCAUAUGAUGAAUUUUGCUCUAUAAUCAGGAAUGCUUUCCAGAGAGAGAAACAGGAGUCAACAGCAGAUCUACCAGACCAUGUGUCUGGGUACGAGUUCCACAAUAAGCCAUUAGGCAAUGGCUGCAAUGGGCUUAUAUUUGCAGCCCGUGUGAAAGAGAAGAAAGCUGUAGCCAUCAGCAACCAGAAUGAGGAGACAAAGGAUGAUGAUUGGGUUUUACUGAACGAACCAGGGAUUCAAGAAGAAGAUGAUGGAUGGAAUGUGGUAGAAGUUGCAAAACAUGAAGAAAGUGCAUGUCGGGUCGCUGGUGAGAAGGAAAACAAAGUCACAUACCCUGUAGCUCUCAAGAUGGCAUUUAAUUUUUUUGCAUCGUCAAACUCUGAUGAUAUCUUCCGUGAGUAUGAGAGAGAGCUCGUUCCAUUGAAGAACAUUGCUGCUGACAGAGGAGGCAAGAUGGCAACGCAACUGGUGCAAAGAAGUCCAUUGAAACAUCCAAACAUAGUAACCUUGUAUACAGCAUUUGUUGAUGAUGAGUUCCCUCAGCUAGACUAUAUCCACAAACACCAUCCAGCUUGUUUGCCUUCUGACCUUAACCCAGGUUGUGGCCUUGGUCGAAACAUGACCUUGUUUGUUGCCAUGAAAAGAUAUGAUAUGAAUUUGAAGCAAUACCUUCAUCGUUUUGGUGGUCAGUCUGAGCGUGUUGCCAUGGUAAUGCUAGCCCAGCUACUGGAAGGAGUAACAUAUCUUGUAUCUCAAGGUAUUGCUCACAGAGAUCUGAAGAGUGAUAAUAUCUUAGUUGAGAUCCAUGAGUCAGGCCCUUGCAAACUGAUCAUUACUGACUUUGGCUGUUGCUUGGUACAAAAUGACAGAAGCUUAUAUUUGCCAUACACCAGUUCUUAUGUUGAUAGAGGAGGCAACAGCGCUCUAAUGGCCCCUGAGAUUAAAUUAGCCAUUCCAGGGGAGCACACUACUAUCAGUUACUUUAAGUCGGAUGCCUGGGCUGUUGGGUCCAUAGCAUAUGAGAUCGUAGGCCUUCCAAAUCCAUUCUCAGGCUCGCAGAGCACAGGGACUAAGUGCUUGGAUAGCAGAACUUACGAAGACACAGACCUUCCAGGUUUUGGCGAUAAUGAACAUAAAAUUACACACUUGGUUAGUCAUAUGCUAUUGAAGAGGGACACAGAACAAAGAUUGGCAGCAGAAGUUGCAGCUGAUGUCCUCCACCUGUUUCUGUGGCAACCACAAUAUUGGAGAAGUGCAAGUUGGUGUACCGGACAUGUGAUCCCAACUAGAGACCAUGUGAUCAGUUGGUUAGGAAUGUUGUACACUGACCAGUGUAUGAAGCGUUUGUCAUUGACCGACCCAUAUGUACCAUUCGACAACUAUAUCACAGAAGACAACUUAUGUCAUACGUUCCUAAAAAGGGUUUACAUAAAUACGUUAAUGGAAGCAGUAAAUAUCAGGCAAACGUUUAUCGUUAAGGAGUUUCUUGCUUCAGAACGCCACAAUUCAAUAAGUAAACUUUAAAAUGCAGAUUAUAUCGUUUGUUAUAGUCUCAACAUAUAAAGCAGUGUGUUUUUAGUGCACUUCUUCUGUUAAACGUCAUUUUCCUGAUGACUUAUUGAGGCCACUCUCCAAUUCUAACCUUAAAGGAGGAGGCCACUUUGAAAUUUCCCAUCAAAAAUAUUAACUUUAUAACCUAAAUGCUCUUAGGUAGACAAGAAAAAGCUUGUACUUGUGUAGUAGGAAAAAUGAUUACUGUAUAUAGCGUAAUAUUUUUGUUUUGUGCACAAAAUAAUUUUUGUGCCUAUAGUUCUAACAAGAGGAUGAGAAGUUCCAAUCCAACCAAUCCUGUAAUUUCACAUGUAAUAAGCGCCGUUAUUUUGUGCAAGCUCUGGACCUCCAGGCAUAAUACAGUAUUAUCCUUACCUUCAAUGUAUUCCCAUAAUAACGCUGCUUCUGGUAAUCUGUGUUAUUUAUUUACUUCUUGGGUUGGGUACACUCUACCUAACUCCUAUUACGUAUACAUAAGAUAUAAUUUAUUGACUAAACUAAGAUCCAAAUCCGCAGAUAACAAGGCUAUGUCAACAUCAAACUGUGGAUUGUGCUGUAUAUUGGCUGAACUAAGUUCUAUGUGAUUUAUUAAAUUUUAUAACACCCCUCAAUAGGUCCCUGUCAUUUGAUUAGUGAAUUUCAUAUCACAUGACAUUGUGUUUUUUCAUCAUUUCGUGGCAAAACAGUAUAUUAAUUUCCAUCACUUCAUGAAAAUUUAGUUCCAUUUUGACUUUUUGUUUCAGGCAGACCUAUCACAAGAUACUUUUUUUCCUUUUCCCCUGCAUUAUUGCUGAAUCUGUAUUUUAUCUUGUUUGAGUGAAAACGAAGCAAAUAAAUGUCACUUUGAAUUGAA
Molecule: messenger RNA, 3135 nt
Organism: Anneissia japonica
Lineage: Eukaryota; Metazoa; Echinodermata; Crinoidea; Comatulida; Comatulidae
Product: serine/threonine-protein kinase pink-1, mitochondrial-like
Exons: 8
Coding region: 348-2255 (635 amino acids)
Biological process (GO): autophagy of mitochondrion; regulation of apoptotic process; positive regulation of mitochondrial fission
Cellular component (GO): mitochondrion
Molecular function (GO): ATP binding; protein serine/threonine kinase activity
Source: RefSeq, a predicted model, not a curated record